UCCGCAGCUUGUUAUCUGCACAAGACAUCAUACAUUUGUCAACGAAGGCUGUGGCACAAGUUUCAUGCUCGUCGUCACUAAACGCCACCGCUUAGUGAGACUUUUGAACCCUUCUUCUUCUUCUUCUUCUUCUUCAUCUCAUCAUGACCUUCUCUCGGCAAUCAAACAUCUGAUUCUGUGGUGUUCUGACCCCUUUCGGAUUGUGAUUAGGAUUUAUUUUCUGGGUCCGGUCGAACAUGGCCGGCAAGGACGGCGAUUCGAAGAAAUUGCUCUUCUACUCUCGGAUGGGCAAGAAAAGAGUUUCUGUUCGGGAAAAAAGUUCGAAUUUGAAUCUGGAGCAAAGUGGGGCUGGGGGUGGAGAUUCCUCCAAGAAGCAGGGCGUGAGGAGAAAUAGGGUUUGUGAUUCAGUUGGGGACAUGGAAAUUGAGGGUGAAGAAGGUGGAGGAAUUCAGAAUCAGGUUAUGGGCACGAUCUUGGAAGAAAAUAGGGUUUUGGGUGGGUGUAGUUAUGCGCAGGAGAGUGAACGAGUCGCGGCUGAAGAUGAUGCAGAAGGGGAGAAAAGGAGUUUUGAUUUUGAUUUUCCGAUGCUAGAAGUAGCGGGCCAGGGUGAUUGUGAAAGAGAGUUGGACGAUUCUUUCAAGACAGGUAGUAGGGAUUAUAUGAGGAUGGUAGAAAUGUGUGCUCCUGAUUCUAGUACUGAUGAAGGAGAGGAAAGGGAGAAAAGAAUGAGCCUUGAUUUUUAUUUUCCAGUACUGGAAGUAGCCAGCGAGGGUCAUCGUGAAAGAGAGUUGGAUGAUGAUAUCAAACAAGGUAGUAUGGAUUAUACAAGGGUGGAAGUAAUAAGUGUUUCUUCUUCUGAUACUGAUGAAGGAGAGGACUGGGCCAAGCAAUUAGUUAUGGAAAAUGAUGUUAGAGGAGACAAUCUCAAUUUGGGGAGAAAAGGGUUAGGCUUUUCAAGGGGUCAAACUAAACUUAGGUCAACGAGUGUAGAAGAGGGCAAAGGAAUUGCAGAUGAUUCUUUACAUUGGGAAGGGAUCAGUUCAGAGCCAGUGAGUAUAAGCAUCGAGGUUGAAGAUGGAGAUGAGGAAGAUUUGUUUUCUGGGUUACAAAAAUUGGCAAAGGCUUCUGAACAUAUGGUAGAAAUUUUUGCAGAAGAAUACAAAAGGAAUGAGGCAAUGAGCUUAGCAAAGUUUCGGGCACAGCAAAGAAGGGAGAAUAAGGCAAGACAUUCUGAAUGGAUCAAAUCAGAAGUUCCUAUGUUUCUAUCUUACGUUGAGGAAAGAGAGUCUCAGGAGUCUUCUGAGCUAGAAGAUAAAAUGAAAUUAGAAAAAGAAUCGGAGGAGUCGUCUGAAGAUGAAUGUCCCUUUUUUUCUGCAAUGAGGAUGAUCAAAGAGCGAAAUGUGAGACAGGGUGCACAACGUAAUUCAGUGCCUGGUGCUGCCGGUACAACACCACUGAUCCAAUGGACACCCUCCUAUAAAUGGGAUUCUAACAUUUCAAUGCCAAUUGUUCCUUCUUUGAGAGAUCUAUGCAUUAAUCUUCUUGCUAAGAAUGCUGAGGCAAUUGUAUCACUUGAUAGCGUCCCAGAUUCAAUUAAGCACAAAUUGAGUAAUUUGCUCUGUGAUUCCCGUAGACUGGAUGCCCAAUUUAUGGAACUCCUUGUGAAGGGGUCUCCAACUCAGAUAUGUGUAAAAAACUGCUCAUGCAUAACAGAAGAACAGCUCAUUCAAACCUUUGAGCAUUUCGAUACAAAGAACCUAAUGGUGCUACAACUUGACUUGUGUGGGCGAAGUAUGACUGAUCAUACAUUAUGCAAGAUGUUAACUCAAUGUUCUAAUAGCUUGCCUGUAUUAGCUGCCAUAUCUCUAAGGGGUGCAUUUCAUCUAUCAGAUGUGGGGCUAAAUGCGCUUCUUGUGUCAGCACCCGCACUUCAGUCUAUAAAUUUGGGCAUGUGCUCCCUUCUCACCCACAAUGGCAUCAUCACGCUCUCCAAUUCUUUCGGACCUAUAUUGAGGGAGAUAUAUAUUGAUGACUGCCACAACAUAGAUGCCAUGCUAAUUUUACCUGCACUAAAGAAAGUUAAACAAUUGGAAGUGUUAUCAGUGGCAGGCAUUCAAACUGUUUCUGAUGAUUUUAUCCGCGAUUUAUUAACCGUACAUGGUCCAAAUAUGAAGGAGCUUGUUUUGGCUAGGUGCAGGAAUUUGACUGAUAUUUCUCUGAAAUGCAUUGGAAAAUUUUGUUCCAGAUUAUGUGUCCUUGACCUUUCUCACUUGAACAGCUUGACAAAUUUAGCAAUAAAAUAUCUUGCCAAUGGUUGCCGAUCCAUUGAAAAUCUCAAACUCCAAGGCAGUGAUUUCAGUGAUGAAGCUAUUUCUGCAUUCUUGGAAGCCUCAGGAGGAUCUUUGAGAGUACUUUCACUGAACUGCAUUAUUGAGGUUGGUGCCAACACUGCCAUGUCCCUUGCCAGAAAUUCAAGGAAUUUGUUAAGUUUGGAUCUAUCUUGGUGUCGCAAUUUAACAGAUGAUGCAGUUGGACUUAUUGUUGACAGCUGCUUGUCGCUGAAGCUGCUCAAACUCUUUGGGUGUACGCAGCAUUUUUACUCUUUUUCCUGUCAGUUGUUUGUGUCAGAUGUAGACACACAUCCAUCAGUCUCUUGUACUUCCGUGAGAGGUGAAGCUUUGCAUAGUAUUUAUUCCAAUGCUUGUCCAGCAAUGUGUUCUUAUUACAGAUACAUUUUUGACUGGUCACUCAAACCCCCUUGUGCGGAUCAUCGGGUUAAAAAUGAUGCCUGUUUUAGAAACCCUCGACGUAUUAGAACCUCAGGAAACACCACUGCGUUAUUCUCCAGUAAUUUCACACUGAUGUUUGCCACCAGUUUUCUCAUGUUUGGAUUGCCCAGACAUUCAACAAUUCAUGGAAGCGCAUGUUUGCCAUUUUUUUUUUCUCUUAACACUUAAACGCAUAGAAACUGAAACAUCAUCCACCCUCUCUUCUGAGAAAAAAAAAAAAGGGGGGGGGGGGGGGGAAUAGAGAAUCCAGUUCAUGUGUAUCUGAGGCAGAAUAAAAAGAGAUGAUACUUUCACAUCUGUCCCUGAUACAUUUUUCUUGUUGGGAGAAGUGAACAAGGUUUCCUUUUGGUACAAGAUCCAGCUCAACUUUCUUCUUCUUCUUCUUCUUUGGCUUUUGUACAUAUAUUUGCAGAGUACUGAUGUAAAAUUUGCUUGACGCUUCUGAAAAUUGUAUAGAAUGCAUGGAAGGUUGGAUCUUUGAAUAAUAGAUCAAAGAAAUGAAAAAUUAUACA
This is a messenger RNA of Malania oleifera, 3301 nucleotides long. RefSeq lists its product as uncharacterized. The record is from RefSeq and is a predicted model, not a curated record. Bases 237 to 2957 code for a protein of 906 amino acids. The transcript has 7 exons. Gene Ontology annotation, cellular component: SCF ubiquitin ligase complex. NCBI's taxonomy places the organism in Eukaryota, Viridiplantae, Streptophyta, Magnoliopsida, Santalales, Ximeniaceae. Gene Ontology annotation, biological process: SCF-dependent proteasomal ubiquitin-dependent protein catabolic process.